AUGUCAGAUUCACUUGAAAGUACUAUCUAAAAUUGAUAUUAGAGUAAUAAUUCUAAGGCCCAAUGUCAGUUCUAAUGUCUAAUUAUGUUUGUAUUUAAGAUGGUGAUUUUCUAUAACCUCCUAGUUAGAAUUCAUACUCUGUUCCUAUUGAACUUUCUCCUAAUAAUCCAAUUAAAAAUUAAGUUAAAAAAACUUUAAUUACUGGAACUGGUAGGUAGAGUGUAUUUGAAGAAGAAUCUUCACAUCAUGGUAAACCUGAAUUUCUUAAAUUAAUUAUUGCCAAAAGCUUAUAAAAUAACUUUAUUAAUAAUUUAUGGAAUAAGUCCUAUUUAAGAAAAUUGCAUCAAUUAACAGAAUAUCAAAUUAAAACUAUUGAUGAUUUAAGAUUUAGUAGUAAUGUUGCUGAAUCUGCUUAUGAUAGCCCAAAUGUAUUUACACCUUACAGUGAAUUUAUUUUCUUUUGGGAUUUCUCUUAGAUUAUCUUAUAUUUAUUUAUAUUCUUUUGGUUACCUUUUAAAUUAUCCUUUGGUAUGAAACAAAUUUGUGAAUUUUGGAAUGAAGAUAACAAUCACAAUUUAGAAUUCCUUAUUUUAACUCUUUUAUCAUGCGAUGUAUUAGUUGGAAUGAAUAUGGCCUUUAUUCAUAAAGGAUAAAUCAUCAAAAAUAGAAGAAAGAUCUUAUUCAAUUAUAUAAGAUAAUAUGCUUUUGUUGAUUUAGUAUUAUUUUAUUUAUAUUUUGGUUUCAUUAGCAGUCUUGACAUUUCAUUUCUUUUUACAUGAUACUUCACAACUAGCAGUCACUUUAUUAAUAAUAUUUGCUGUUGUCUUUUAUAUAUUGAGACUCAAUAAAAUUGAUAAAAUCCUUGCUUUGAUUUAAGAGUAACAUUUAUUUAUAUAAUUUUUAGAUUCUUUAAUUUGAAUGGAUCUCUAAGUGAUCUUCUUGCAUUAAUAUAAAUGAUAACUAUUAUUAUAUAUAUAAUCCAUAUUUGUGCAUGUGUUUGGCAUGGAAUAGCUGAUGUUAAUCUAUAACCAAAUUGGAUAGAUUCAUAUCAAUUAAGAAAUACUGAAGUAUAUGUCAGGUACAAUGUAGCUGUUUACUGGGCAACAAUGACUAUGACAACAGUGGGAUAUGGUGAUGUAACUGCUUAAAACAAUAUUGAAACAGCUGUAAAUAAUGUAACUAUGUUAAUUGGUAGUAUUGUUUUUGCAUAUUCAGUAAAUAGUAUAGGAAUAUUUGUAUCUAAUCUUUAUAAGAGUAGAUAAGAAUAUAAUCGUACAGUAACAUUGAUAAAUACAUUUAUGUCUAAAAAUAAGAUAUAAUUUGAUCUUUAGACUAGGAUUCGAAGUUAUUUACAAUAUAUUUGGUAAGAGGAAUAAUAAAUGAAUGAAGAAGAAGUAGGUUCAAUAGUAUCUAAAUUAAGUAGUCAUUUAUAAGAUGAAUUGAAUCUAUAAUUAAAAGGUAAUAUACUGAAUUAAUGUAAAAUAAUAACAAAGACAUUUUCAUAGAAAUUCAAAUAACACUUAUUAUUAAUGAUGGAGGAAUAAAGUUUUUCUCCAGAAGAGAGGAUAAUAACGGUAUUUAGAUUAAUAUAUAAUAAUAGUUAAAUUAAUAAGAUGAUAAUUCAUUAUACAUAAUAUCAAAGGGAGAAGUGGAAAUAAUAUUUGAAGGUAUAAACUAAAAUGGAGAUGUAUAAUAAAGAAAUAGUUUAUAAUAAUUAAAGGCAGGAGAUUAUUUUGGAGAGAUAUCAUUUAUAACAGGUAAAUUAAGAAGUGCAUCUGGAAUAGCAAGAGGAUUUGUAAGAGUAUUUAAAAUAAAGAGAGAAUCCUUUUUAAAGAUAUUAACACUAUUUCCUAAUGAUUAUGAAAAGUUUUGUUAAUUAAAAGAUUAAUUGAUGAUGAAAUAAUCAGUACCACAAGCUAUAUAAUGUUAUAGUUGUAAGAGUAAUUAACAUCUAAUAAAUGAAUGUCAUUUCCAUCAUUAUUGUGGAGAUAAAGAAUCAAUUAUAAAGAAAGAAUAUUUUCCAAUUGAUUAAAAAAGAAAAUCUAUAUAUAGAAGACGAUUUACUAGUAAAUUACAUCCUUGGCUAACAUAAUAUGUUCUUACUAAUAAAGCUAAACAAUAUGCAUUUUCUAAUACUGUUACUGAAAAUGAAUCAGAAGAAAAUGAAGAUGAAAUUAAUGGUGUUUAUUAAACGAGUGAAGAAGAAGAAGAAGAUUAAGUAUUAUAGAGAGAUAAUUCAUAAUCAAUUAGUGCUACUCAACAUUUAAAUGAUACAGAAGAAGAAGAUAAUAAUAAUAAAUUAUCAAAAUAUAAAAGAAACAUUGUUGCACCUCAUGAAACUAUUAAAACUGCUGGUUUUGCAUUAUUAAAAUAAGAGAAAUAAUCAUAAAAUGAUUCACCUUAAACAGAAGGACUUAUAAUUGAAUCAAAAAAACUAAUCAAUACAUAUUAAAUUAGACCACAUUAAGGAGAUAAUAAAACUAACCCUAAAACAUCUAAAAAAAGAAUUACUAUGAUUAAAGAAAUGCCAGAAGAUAGAUAAGGAUCUGAAUAAUAAAAAGCAUAUUAAGUUCGUUAACCAACUAAAAAGAGAACAAAAACUAAUAGAAUUCUUAAAGAUCAUAGUUAAUUCACUGAUGGGUAUCUUUUUUAAGAUACUUCUACAUCAUAACUUUUUGAUAAAAUGUAGAUCUUCACUUAUUAUUUCCCUAUUAAUAAUUAUGAUGUAAUACUCAAACGUUAUGCCAAAAUUUAAAAAUUAUUUGGUAAAAAAAGACUAUUCCCGGAAUCUUCCAUUUAUAGUUUUUAUAUUCNUUUAGAUUAAUAUAUAAUAAUAGUUAAAUUAAUAAGAUGAUAAUUCAUUAUACAUAAUAUCAAAGGGAGAAGUGGAAAUAAUAUUUGAAGGUAUAAACUAAAAUGGAGAUGUAUAAUAAAGAAAUAGUUUAUAAUAAUUAAAGGCAGGAGAUUAUUUUGGAGAGAUAUCAUUUAUAACAGGUAAAUUAAGAAGUGCAUCUGGAAUAGCAAGAGGAUUUGUAAGAGUAUUUAAAAUAAAGAGAGAAUCCUUUUUAAAGAUAUUAACACUAUUUCCUAAUGAUUAUGAAAAGUUUUGUUAAUUAAAAGAUUAAUUGAUGAUGAAAUAAUCAGUACCACAAGCUAUAUAAUGUUAUAGUUGUAAGAGUAAUUAACAUCUAAUAAAUGAAUGUCAUUUCCAUCAUUAUUGUGGAGAUAAAGAAUCAAUUAUAAAGAAAGAAUAUUUUCCAAUUGAUUAAAAAAGAAAAUCUAUAUAUAGAAGACGAUUUACUAGUAAAUUACAUCCUUGGCUAACAUAAUAUGUUCUUACUAAUAAAGCUAAACAAUAUGCAUUUUCUAAUACUGUUACUGAAAAUGAAUCAGAAGAAAAUGAAGAUGAAAUUAAUGGUGUUUAUUAAACGAGUGAAGAAGAAGAAGAAGAUUAAGUAUUAUAGAGAGAUAAUUCAUAAUCAAUUAGUGCUACUCAACAUUUAAAUGAUACAGAAGAAGAAGAUAAUAAUAAUAAAUUAUCAAAAUAUAAAAGAAACAUUGUUGCACCUCAUGAAACUAUUAAAACUGCUGGUUUUGCAUUAUUAAAAUAAGAGAAAUAAUCAUAAAAUGAUUCACCUUAAACAGAAGGACUUAUAAUUGAAUCAAAAAAACUAAUCAAUACAUAUUAAAUUAGACCACAUUAAGGAGAUAAUAAAACUAACCCUAAAACAUCUAAAAAAAGAAUUACUAUGAUUAAAGAAAUGCCAGAAGAUAGAUAAGGAUCUGAAUAAUAAAAAGCAUAUUAAGUUCGUUAACCAACUAAAAAGAGAACAAAAACUAAUAGAAUUCUUAAAGAUCAUAGUUAAUUCACUGAUGGGUAUCUUUUUUAAGAUACUUCUACAUCAUAACUUUUUGAUAAAAUGUAGAUCUUCACUUAUUAUUUCCCUAUUAAUAAUUAUGAUGUAAUACUCAAACGUUAUGCCAAAAUUUAAAAAUUAUUUGGUAAAAAAAGACUAUUCCCGGAAUCUUCCAUUUAUAGUUUUUAUAUUCUCACCAUGAAGAAAGGUUAUAAAUUAAGAAAACUAGGAGAAGAAUUGUAAAAUCAAGUUAGACCAUCAAAGUUACCUCCUUAGUCCAAAAAGUCUCAUAGGAAAUCCAAACCCACUUUAUUAUUUGGUAAAGACUUUAUAAUGAAUAAUAAUAUAAAUGUGUGAUUCUUCUGAUAGUUUAUUUAGAAAUCAUAUCUAGUAUGGAGAAUUCUAAGGACCAAAUCCUCAACUUUUAAGCAAUAAAGUUGUUUCAUAAUAAGGAGAUAAUCAAGAAGGCAGCUGUAGUUCAUUUACGGGACCUGAACAAUUUCUAAUUCAACACUCUCUAGCUCGAAUCCCAUAGAAUAUGGAAAGGAUAAAAACAAUGGGAGGUAGGAAAUCAGAAUAUCAAUCCGCAUAUGAAUAAGAAGAUUAAGAGUCCAUUAAAGAUAGCAAACCGUAAUUUUUGAGAUUAAUAAUUGCAAAAAGUUUGUAAAACAAUUUCAUUAAUAAUUUGUGGAAUCGAUCUUAUCUGAGGAAAUUAAAUCAAUUGACAGAAUAUUAGAAAUCUCAAUUGGAUGAUUUUUAAUAUGAAUAGGAUACAUUUGUUAGUCUGGUACGUUAAAAUUCGAAAUCUUUGAUCCAAUAAUUGGCAUUUUGGAAAGCAAUAGAAGUGUUUACACCUUAUAGUAAAUUUAUAGUGAUUUGGGAUGUAUUUCAAAUAAUCACAUACAUAACAAUAUUUUUUUGGUUGCCAUUUAAAAUAUCAUUUUAAAUAUAUUUUAUUAGCGAUUUAUUUGAGAUAGGAAACACAAAGUUUAUAGAGAUGAUAUUGCUUUCAAUAUUAGCAUUAGAUGUAGUAGUUGGUUUGAAUUUGGCUUUUAUUUAAAAAGGUUAAAUUAUAAAAGACCGAAAAAGAGUCAUAAUUAAUUAUUUCAAUUAGUAUGCAUUUGUUGAUUUGGUAUGA
Molecule: messenger RNA, 4995 nt
Organism: Paramecium sonneborni
Lineage: Eukaryota; Ciliophora; Oligohymenophorea; Peniculida; Parameciidae
Source: the annotation of a GenBank genome assembly